UUUAUAGUUGUCUUACUGUGCAAAUGGAUCACUGUGCCCGAGUCGUGUCACCUUCUUGUCAGCUUUCUUUUUGCUUUAACUUGUUUUUUAACCAAUGUUAUUUUUUUUACUUUUAAUUUUAGCUUUUUCCAAUCUAAAAACUUCUAUCAAUUAUUUUCCAAUAUGCAAACGAGUAUGCAAAAUUGGGUUCAUUGUAAUAAAUGUUUAGUUCAGCCGUCAAAGAACAAUUUAUCGUUUUGGAUGAGUUCUUGUGGUCACAUUUUUUGUAAAAAUUGUAUUGAUGCUGAAAUAAAUGGGUGUAAUUUAUCAGAUGCAAAUACGACCUCUGUCAACUUUCAGCAAUGUUUUGUUUGUAAUAAGCAAGUCCAACUUAUACAAAUUAAUCGCUCUAUGCGAAAAGAUUUGCUUGAAAUGUUUAAACCACCAGCUUCAUUUGUUGGAGAUUCGCUCAAAAGAGCAAAGAAAAUUAUUGAAUUUCAAUCUAUGCAUCAUCAGAGAUUGUUUAAAUGCCUUCAAGAACGAAACCAAAAGAGUACCUUGCAUCUCAAAAAAAUAUUAAAAGAAUUGGAUGAAAGAGAAGGACGAAUAAAAUUGUUAGUAAGAGAAGGUGAUGAAUACAAGUCUGAAUUAGAAAAUACAAAGCGAACAAUUACAGAAUUGCGAAAAAGGGAACUUCAUCGUUUAAAUCCUGUUCGUCAAUCCGCUAGCAGUCAACAGCGUAUGAGUUAUAAACGAAUGGCGAUCCAAAAUGCGAUGGACUCAAGAUAUACAACUUCUGGACUUUCAUUUUUAGGUGGAGGAGAAAGAAAUGAUUUUCAAUUAAAUAUGCAACAUGUUGGAGGAAGUACUCCUUUAAAUAAUCUUUUGCCGUCAGAUUCACGUCCAGACUUGAAUCUUCAAAAUCUUAUGAAUACUUCUACAGAAGAUGCUUCUGCCGUUGUUCGUGGAAAUAUUGGGAGAGGUUUACAAAAUACAGCAACUCUUUUGGGUAUUACAAGGUUUUUUUUUAAUUUAGAAUUUAAUUUUCUUCUGGAUUUGAUUGUGGGUUAA
Meloidogyne enterolobii is the source of this 1050-nucleotide messenger RNA. The record is from the annotation of a GenBank genome assembly. NCBI's taxonomy places the organism in Eukaryota, Metazoa, Nematoda, Chromadorea, Rhabditida, Meloidogynidae.